AAGAGUUCCUUGGAUGUUAUGCUGGUAGCAAACUCAGAGGGCAGUAAUUACAGGAAGUUAAGUCCCCUCUGGCCCCCAAGACUCUGCUCCUCUAUGACCUUGGGGAAAGGACUUCCUGUUAGGACGCCAUCUUGUUUGUGUGGCUGUGACGAAGUUGUGUGGGGCUUGCACUCUUCCUACCUCAGCAGUUUUCCUUGAUAUUCUACAAGCUUCCAGCUCCAGGCCCACAGAUUCUCUUCCAGGGCAGCCUGUGAGGACGGUGGUGACAGAUCUCUGCCUUCAGGCCACCCUAUGGAGCACACUGAUAAAGGGAACUCUUUACAAAGAAGAGCACGAAGCUCGGGUAUUUACCGAAGGCAGUAUGCCUGUUGGUCUGAACCGGUCAUUUCCCAGCAGCAGCAAGACAGAGAUUUAAAAGAAAGUGAUGCUCAUAUGGACAUCCAAGGAAGAUAUGCUCCCUAUGCCAUUCCAUCCCAUCACUGGAGAAGUAGUUUUCAGAGAAAAGACCAAAUGCAUGUUACCAUGGAGGCAGAGCAAAAGCCUCCGGAGAGAACAAUGAAAACAAAUAGACAGGAUGAGACCUUGGGGAGCUGGUUCAAGAUUAUUAUUCCCUUUGGUAUACAAUAUGAUGAGAAGUGGCUGAUGAAUUUGAUUCAGAAGAAGUGCAGUGUCCCCUUUACUGCAGUCGAAUUUCACUAUGAGAAAAUGCAGGCCCAGUUCUUUGUAGAGAAUGCCAACGUUGCCUGUGCAUUGAAGAAUGUCAGCGGCAAGAUUUUCAGUGAGGAUAAUGAAAUGAUAUCUAUCUUUGUUGAGCCCUGUGAUGCACCCCAGUCUGUGCAGAAGACACUGACAUCUGAAAAGUUGGAGCAGAUAAAGCCCGUGUUUCCCUCCUUCUGGUUUCCUGGAGACUUUAUACCGUGUGAUAUUGGAAUGACAUGGAACUGUAGAAAUAGCACGGCUACCUCCCUGAACGUCUAUCCAGGGAUCAGGCCCAUGCUUUCAUCUUUGUACUUGAGCAACAAGAAACCCUACUUGGGGCACGGCCUGUCCACCAUUAAGGAGAUUGCUUCCACCACGGAGAACUUGAAUCUCUCCAACACUGAGGUGAAGAUUGCAGGGGAGAUGGACAAGGCUCAUCAGCUGGAACCAGAAGGGAUGUGUGCAGACAGAAGCGCUGUGUGCACCACCUUCCGUGAUAAGUCAACCAACAUGAGCACCCUCCUGCAGUUGUUCCCCAGGUUACUAAGCUUGGAUGGCCAGGAGACACUCUCAGGUUCUAAAUGUGCUGUGGAAGCCCCCAAGCGCUUACCAAUGUGCAAGGGAAGCUUCUUUGGAUCUGAAGAGUUGAAGAGUCAAAUCCUGCAAUUCCUGCAGCAGUAUUACUUGAUCCAUGACUCUGGGGACCGCCAGGGACUCCUGGGUGCUUAUCAUGAGGAGGCCUGCUUCUCCCUGGCCAUUCCAUUCCAACUCAAGGACCCAGCCCUAAGCAGCAUGUAUGCGUACUUCUUGGACAACAGGAAUAUGAAGACACUCAAGGACCCCAACCUUCGUGUCCAGAUGAUGAAACACACAAAACAUGACAUUGUGCAUACCCUCUGUGCAUUGCCCAAAACUCAGCAUGACUUCAGCUCCUUCGUGGUGGACAUGUGUUUUCAGACGGAAAAGAUGCUCUGCUUCUCUGUCAACGGGGUGUUCAAGGAAGUGGAAGGAACAUCUCCUGGCUGUGUGCGUGCCUUCACCCAGACCUUCAUUGCUACCCCUGCCAGCUUUUCCAGUCUUUGUAUAGUGAAUGACGAGCUGUUUGUGAGCAAAGCCAGUCCCAGUGAGGCUCAGCAUCUGCAUUCUCCAUCCCAGUACCUACACUCACCUCCAGUUCCAUGCACACCCUCUCCCAGGAGCAGCAGGAAAUGGUGA
Molecule: messenger RNA, 1914 nt
Organism: Bubalus bubalis (water buffalo)
Lineage: Eukaryota; Metazoa; Chordata; Mammalia; Artiodactyla; Bovidae
Product: nuclear RNA export factor 3
Exons: 19
Coding region: 292-1914 (540 amino acids)
Biological process (GO): poly(A)+ mRNA export from nucleus
Cellular component (GO): cytoplasm; nucleus
Molecular function (GO): RNA binding
Source: RefSeq, a predicted model, not a curated record